Dovyalis caffra is the source of this 1230-nucleotide messenger RNA. NCBI's taxonomy places the organism in Eukaryota, Viridiplantae, Streptophyta, Magnoliopsida, Malpighiales, Salicaceae. The record is from the annotation of a GenBank genome assembly.
AUGAAUGAAAACACAACUCCGAGGGGAAAUUUCUUGUAUGCUUCACAACUUCUUGCACCCAAUUCCUCGCCUUAUGGAAGGACUAGUAGUGGCUCUAACGUGAGCAACCAGCAGACCCAGAUGCCUUUAAGCCCUUUCCAUCUUCAAUCAAGUGAGUGUUUCCAAUCCGAUGCACACCCUAUAGUGAAAACUGAAGCUAGCACUUCACAUCAUGCUCAAAAAUUUCACUACCCUCUUUUGAGAGGGCACCAAGCAAUUAAUCAGCAACAACAAGGAUGUGAAAGCUCUGGUGAAGUUGAAGCUAUCAAAGCCAAGAUCAUAGCCCAUCCUCAGUACUCUAACCUUUUGGAAGCUUACAUGGACUGCCAAAAGGUAGGAGCUUCGCCUGAAGUAGUAGCUCGGCUUGCGGCUGCUCGUCAAGAGUUUGAGUCAAGACAACGAUCUUUUGUCACUUCAAGGGACAAUUCGAAAGACCCAGAACUAGAUCAGUUCAUGGUAGCUUAUUACGACAUGCUGGUUAAGUACCGCGAGGAACUUACAAGACCUAUACAAGAAGCCAUGGAUUUCAUGCGAAGAAUCGAAACUCAGCUUAAUAUGAUCUCCAAUGGUCCCUUGAGAAUCUUCAAUUCUGGUACUUCCUCUCUCUACUACCUAUACAUAUUUUGCAAUUCAUUGGUGGUUUCUACUCUCGCGUUGCUCAAACAUGUUAUGUCUAAGGAGGUCAAGCUGGAUGUUAUUGAUUGUGGAUUGGCUAGUGUUGAAGCUUAUCGAAAUGACAAGUCUGAAGGUGUUGGCUCGUCAGAAGAGGAUCAAGACAACAGUGGAGGAGAAACUGAACUACCAGAGAUAGAUCCCCGUGCUGAAGACCGAGAGCUAAAGAACCACCUAUUGAGGAAGUAUAGUGGCUAUUUAAGCAGUCUCAAGCAAGAACUUUCUAAGAAGAAGAAGAAAGGGAAGCUGCCAAAAGAAGCCAGACAGAAGUUACUCAGUUGGUGGGAGCUGCACUACAAAUGGCCGUAUCCUUCGGAGACGGAGAAGGUGGCAUUGGCUGAAUCAACAGGUUUGGACCAGAAACAAAUAAAUAAUUGGUUCAUUAAUCAAAGGAAGCGACACUGGAAACCAUCGGAAGAUAUGCAAUUCAUGGUGAUGGAUGGCCUACAUCCACAGAAUGCAGCUCUCUAUAUGGAUGGUCACUACAUGGGUGAUGGUCAUUAUCGUCUGGGGCCGUAA